AUGUAUGAAUUAUUUGACAGUUAUUUAACAAUAAUUAGAACAUUUAUUUAUAAACUCACUCUCUGAGGAAUGGGCUCACCAGAUAACUCCAUGAACAAUUUAGUGAGUAUUUGAGUCCUCCAAUGAAUUUACUGCUGGUUCAUUUCUUUCAGACUCAACAGAAGAAUGUCUUGUUGAAACACAGACUUUGGACAUUGCUCUUGACUUCUUUGGGGAAUGAUUUCUUUCCUUAUAUCUCUUGCAGGCAAGUCUGAAGUUGUAUUUAAAAUGCUUGUUACUGUCAACAUAAGCAUUCAUUAAUUUCAUUCUUUUUAAAAUACUACUCUUGACAAGUUUUCCAAGUCUCCUAUUUCUGGCUUCUAUUUCAUGCAGCUUGUUCUCUUCAUAUUCAGAGGUUGAUGAACCAUGAGAAUCAUCAUUGUUGGUAAAUUUUGGUGAGCUCAAAGUGAUAAUAUUUUGCAU
Messenger RNA from Moneuplotes crassus, 462 nucleotides. The record is from the annotation of a GenBank genome assembly. Lineage: Eukaryota; Ciliophora; Spirotrichea; Euplotida; Euplotidae.